UCCUGCUUUACUCAACGUGAUCUCUGUUUUGGGAGUACGUGCUGUGUACCAGGGUCUCAGAUAGGCUAAAUCGUAUAUUUUCCUGUAUAUCCCAGGAAGCUGCCCUAUACAGAAAUACAGUUGGGAUGCUUGUUUUUUUCUGAUAAUUUUAGCCUACCUGACGAAACGCAAAAGGACCGAGGGCUUAACAGUGCUUAGGAAGCACCCGCUGGAUUUCAGCGAUGGCAGCUAUGGUCUUACGUUAAAGAAUUAGCGGUGCUGGAGCCUGGGGUUCACACCAGCUGCGUGGGGACUUACAGUCUGAGUGUGCUUCCUAGAGAUCCAUUACCCCACAGGCUAGCUGAUUUGUUUUCAUCAUCGAUCUCACCUGACAUCUGGAUCUCUGCGUCGCGUCGCCUUUCUGCUGCGGCCGUGCGUUCCGGAGCCAAUCACGGCGCCGCCAAUGCGGAGCGGACCGUAGCGGCCAGACUCCCAUCGCCGCGCAGCUCCGCCGAGAGACGCCGGCCAACAGGCUCUGUGAUGCCAGCGCAUCUUCUCGGGGAGAAUAAAAGUUUUGUAGGAUUCGCAGCUGGAAAUACCCUGAACUGGCUCCAGGUGGAACAGAAAGAAAGUAGCGAGAGACUGAGCGCUCAGUGACGGCCGGGGACCGAGCAUGAUCUUCCUCGGAAUACUUCUGAACGUCUUCAUCACAGGCAGCUCCCUGGCCACCGCCUCGCUCCCCCUGCCCGUGGCGGACUGCCUCGAGGCGCAGCAGAGGUGCGUCACGGACCCCGAGUGCUUGCCCGCGUACCGGGUGCUGGAAUACUGUGCCGACGAGGAGGCCGUGUCCCCCCUGGCACCUGAGGCACGCCAUGAGUGCCUGGAGGCACAGGGCGCCCUGUUGCAGUACCGCCCCCUGCUGGCCUGUAAGUGCCAGCGUGGCGCGAGAAGAGAAGAGCAGUGCCUGAAGGUCUACUGGACAGUCAGGUUCUCAGAGGGUAAGGACGAGUAUCACGUCUCCCCGUAUGAAGACCUGCAGGUUGGGCUGCUGAGGCAUAUUGACGUGUCACACAUGGCCUCCAUAGUGGCAGCAUCCUCUCUCCCCCUGGAUGGGCAAAACCACUGCCUGAAGGCGGCGCAGGACUGCGGCCUGUACGAGAAAUGCGGCUCGCUGCGCUCCGAGUACGUUCUGGCCUGCACUAAGCGCGUGCCGGGCUCCGACCGCUGCAACCGGCAGAAGUGCCACCGGGCGCUGCGGCGCUUCCUGGAGCGUGUCCCCGAGGAGUACAGCUUCGGCGUGCUCUUCUGCCCCUGCGCCGACGCACUGUGCGGGGAGCGCCGCCGCAAGACCAUCGUGCCCUCCUGCUCCUAUGAAGAGCCCGACGGCAAGCCCAGCUGUCUCAGCCUGCAGGGAUACUGCCUGAGGGAUGAGCUCUGCAGGUCCCGACUGGCCGAUUUCCAGCAUAACUGCCAGGCCUCCUCGCAGUCGCCCUCUGGGUGCCUGAGUGAUAGCAGAGCUGUCUGCCUGAAAGCGUACGCUGGACUGAUAGGCACCAUCAUGACCCCCAACUACGUGAGCAACAGCAGCACAGAGGUGUCGCAGUGGUGCAGCUGCGAGGGCAGCGGCAACCGGUGGCAGGAGUGUCUGCGCGUGCUGCACAUGUUCGACGCCAACAGCUGCCUGCGCAACGCCAUCGGCGCUCUGGGAGGCUCGCCGCCCCGUCCAGUGGAGAGGACCUCGCCGCCACCCCCACGCCCCACCCCCAGGCCUGUCCCCACCAUCCAGCGUGACAUCAUCAUCGCCAACGCUCUACCUGACCUCAGCACUGUGGAAGAUAGUGAUGAGGAGGAGGGUGAGCAAGAUCACCAAGACUUCAACGUGAUCCCGCCGUACACGAAGGAGUCGAACGUGGGUUCCGGGGCUGGGGGGGUCCUUUGGGGUCCUUCCCCGCUGACUCUGCUGCUGGCUGGCGUAGCUCUGACCAGGGGGUGCCAGGGAUAG
Molecule: messenger RNA, 1981 nt
Organism: Paramormyrops kingsleyae
Lineage: Eukaryota; Metazoa; Chordata; Actinopteri; Osteoglossiformes; Mormyridae
Product: GDNF family receptor alpha-4-like
Biological process (GO): nervous system development
Cellular component (GO): signaling receptor complex; external side of plasma membrane
Molecular function (GO): signaling receptor activity
Source: RefSeq, a predicted model, not a curated record